UUUUUUAAAAUAAACUAAAUUAAUUUAUUUUUAUAUUUAAUUUGUAUAUUCCAAGAUGCUCAUCCAAAUUAAGGGAGGAGUCUGGAAAAACACAGAGGAUGAAGUCCUCAAGGCAGCUGUCAUGAAAUAUGGACUCAAUAAUUGGUCCAGAGUCUCAUCAUUAUUGGUAAAUAAAUCAGCGAAGCAAUGCAAAGCAAGAUGGUUUGAGUGGUUAGAUCCUCAUAUAAAAAAGACCGAAUGGUCAAGAGAGGAGGAAGAAAAGCUUCUACAUUUGGCAAAAUUAUUUCCGACACAAUGGAGAACAAUUGGACCAUUAAUAGGAAGAACAGCCUAUCAGUGCCUCCAACAUUAUGAACGUCUCCUAGAUCAAGCCCAAGGCCGAGAAGAGGAUGACCAAUUUGAUCCAAGAAAACUUAGACCGGGGGAGAUUGACCCCCAAUUGGAAUGUAAGCCCUCAAGGGCUGACGCUGUGGAUAUGGAUGAUGACGAAAAGGAAAUGUUGGCUGAAGCAAGAGCACGUUUAGCUAACACACGUGGUAAAAAGGCUAAAAGGAAGGCACGUGAGAAGGCAUUGGAACAAUCAAAAAGGAUCGCAAUGUUACAAAAACGUAGGGAAUUAAAAUCGGCAGGAAUAAAUGUCAGAAAUUUCAAAAUGAAAAAAAUUACGAUGGAUUAUGAAAAGGAAAUACCGUUUGAAAUGCAACCUCCGAAGGGAUUCUAUCCUCCAGAUGAAGAAAGACCAGCAAACCUAUCAAUUAAAAAUAUUGAGCAACUGGAAGGAAUUCGCCGAGACCAAGAAAUGAAUAAAUUGAGAAAAGAUGAUAUAAGGAAGUUAAAGAGAUUACAGAAUGACGACACUCCAGCUGCAAUGUCAAUUUUUGAAAAGUACGACAAAUCUAAGACAUUGAAGAAUAAGCUUGUACUCCCAGAACCAACGAUGACAGAUGAUGAAAUAAAUCAGAUAAUCAAAAUGGGAGCAGACGUUCAGCUAUUGGAAAAUGUAGCCAACAGCACCGUCGCAAGGACUCCGAUGACGACAUCAAUAAUGGAGGAAGCCAGAAUAGCAGCAAUGGCAAAUAGAUUGCAAACACCUCUGGAAGGAGAAAUGAAUUUUCCAGACUCCGCAUUCCCUGUGCCUCCAACGCCUUCACAAUUUCAGACCCCAAAUCCAAUUAAACAGCUCAUGGCCCAAACACCCCUAACUAUCUUUGGAUCGAGGUCUUCAGCAGCUUUUACUCCAAGACCAAGUGAACCUUCAGUAUACGAUGACGCUUCGGACUCUGACCCGAUUGGAUCCAAGGCGAGACUGGAUAUGGCAAGAUUAUACGUAAAGGCAAGUUUGUCAAACCUCCCUGAGCCAGAGAGGAACGUUGAAGUCACAAUUCCCGAGAUUAGUACCAUGGAACAGGAAGUAGUUGAACAAGAUUUGGAUAUGGAGGAGAUAGAAAGGCGUAAGCAAGAAUUGGAGAAGAAAAAACAGGAAGAAAUGGCACGAUUGGAGACCCAGGUUAUUCAGAGGAAGUUCCCAAGACCAGUAGUAUUCAACUCAAUAGUGCUUGUCAAUGACCUAGAAAAUACAUUCAAUGAAUCGCAAUCCAAGUAUAAUCAGUUGAUAAAUGAAGAGUUCGUAAAUUUACUAGCAUAUGAUAGUGUAAAACAUCCAAUUCCUCACGGCAGACCUUCAGACCAGUACAAGCCUAAGGAGUAUUUUGAUUUAAAACUAAUUGAGGAAGCAAGGAAGCUAAUUGAUGCUGAAGCUGAAAUUUUAUCAAGAGGUUUAGACGACCGGAACUUGACGCUAGAAUGGAAAACGGAUAACUUUAAGUAUUCUCAACUCCAAAAGAGAUAUAUGCCAUGUGAAAAGCUAACAUUGCAGGAACAAAAGUUAGCAGAGGAGAUGCUAUGUAAGGAAUAUGAGAAACACCUGGAGAAUCUCUCUAAAAGAAUAAAAAGCCUAGAAAACAAGUAUAAUGUGUCAACGGGAGGAUAUCGUAAUAGAGAGGAAAAAAUCCUCAAAGAAAUUGGGGAAAUGUAUGAUUCCAUUGUACAAUUAACAAAUGAUUAUAAUUCCUUUAAGGAGAUGGAACAGGUGGAAAGAAGAUCAUCGGAGGAGAGAAUAUCAUAUCAGUUGAACUUGCUACAGAAGGAAAAAUCAAUGAAUAGAAAAUUACAGGAACUAUACGGGGAGGUGGCUCGAAUGUGACACUUUGAUGUGUACAAUAUUUUAAUAUAUAAGGGAUCUAAUUUCGUAUCAUAUACU
Molecule: messenger RNA, 2260 nt
Organism: Theileria parva strain Muguga
Lineage: Eukaryota; Apicomplexa; Aconoidasida; Piroplasmida; Theileriidae
Gene: CDC5L
Product: pre-mRNA splicing factor component family protein
Exons: 12
Coding region: 56-2203 (715 amino acids)
Biological process (GO): mRNA splicing, via spliceosome
Cellular component (GO): Prp19 complex; spliceosomal complex
Source: RefSeq, a predicted model, not a curated record